This is a messenger RNA of Austrofundulus limnaeus, 2316 nucleotides long. RefSeq names its product leucine-rich repeat, immunoglobulin-like and transmembrane domains 1b (gene lrit1b). The transcript is spliced from 4 exons. The record is from RefSeq and is a predicted model, not a curated record. NCBI's taxonomy places the organism in Eukaryota, Metazoa, Chordata, Actinopteri, Cyprinodontiformes, Rivulidae. Gene Ontology annotation, cellular component: endoplasmic reticulum membrane. Gene Ontology annotation, molecular function: protein binding. The coding region runs from base 136 to 2094 and encodes 652 amino acids.
CWAGUGGCAGCAGUUGGAGCUGUGAGCCUGUGAACCACCACAAUGCAUCUGAUGUUCCCUUAGACUGGAUUGCAGCACUUAUUUUUUAACUUGUAGUUUAGUCCUAGGGUUUUAGUUAUCUGCAGAAGAGGAACCAUGAUCCGACACUUUGCUGCUGCUUUUUGUUUGGCUUUAGUUUUUCUUUCUCAUCUAAGUACUCCGUGUCCRUCUCAGUGCAGCUGCUUCUUUCAUAAACUAAGUGAUGGAUCUAAGGCAAGGAGUGUGCUUUGUAAUGAUCCAGAAAUUACUGCGGUACCUCCAAAUUUCCCCACUGACACAUCAAAGCUGCGCAUUGAGAAGACAGCGAUUACACGGAUUKCAAGCAACAACUUCCACUACCUCAACAGUCUGGAGUUUUUAUGGAUGUCUUUCAAUUCCCUCAACUCACUGAAUGCCGACAGCUUCCGGGGUCUCUCCAACCUGGAUGAGCUCAGGCUGGAUGGGAACUCCCUCACCUCCUUCCCCUGGGAAGCUCUGCUUGACAUGCCUGUCCUGAGGCUCCUUGACCUGCACAACAACAAGAUCUCCACCAUCCCAGCCUCUGCCACCAUGUACAUCAAGAACAUCACCUAUUUGGAUUUAUCCAGCAACAGCCUCACAACAGUCCCUGCUGAAGUUCUCACGAUGUGGCUGAGUGUGAAGCCUUCCCAAGACUCGGAUUCCUCCAAGCUAAUUCUGGGUCUUCAUGACAACCCAUGGCUGUGUGACUGCCGACUCUAUGAUCUGGUCCAGUUUCAGAAGUCUCCCUCGUCGUCUGUGGCUCUCAUCGACACCAGGUUGAGGUGUGCCGAUCCGGAGAGCCUAUCAGGAGUUUCCUUCACCGAGGCAGAGCUGCAGAAAUGCCAGGUGCCGCGGGUGCACACGGCUGUGGCUCGUGUUCGGAGCUCAUUGGGCAACAACGUUUUGCUACGCUGUGGCACCAUUGGAGUGCCCAUUCCGGAGCUGUCCUGGAGUCGCGCUGAUGGCAAGAAAAUGAACGGCACAGUUCAAGACGAGAUUUCUAAGGAAGGCAUCAUCUGGUCCAUUUUGAGUGUGCCUGCAGUGUCCUACAGAGAUUCUGGGAAAUAUGUGUGCAAGGCAACCAACUUUGUGGGCACUGCAGAUGCCAUCAUCUCCUUGGUGAUCACUGAUUCCAUUCGGUCAGAGGAAGCAGUUGGUGGUGCUUCUAAAAGAGGCAGAGGGAAGAAGCCCGGUGGCAUUGGAAGAGCAGCAUACCAGGAAAAACUCAUCGCUAGAUAUGUUCCACCACCAACAAGCACGAUGGCCCAGCCCAUUAUCGAGCCUCUUAAUGGCAAAAGUGUGACCGGGAAGUAUGAGAUUGAGAGCUACAGUGUCUCUGAUGGUGCUUCUAAGGGACAAUACAAAGGACCAAGCCCCCGGAAGUCAGUGGAGGUGGGUCAAAAUGCUUUGGGAAACCUAGCUGCCAAUGCUUCAUCCUUACAGCAAGUUCCAGAGAAGCGGGUGGUGCGUUCAGUGAAGGUCAUUGGGGACACUGACAACACGGUCUCUUUAAACUGGCGCGCCCCUACAGCCACAAACACCACAGAAUUCAGCGUCUUAUACGCUGUGUUUGGUGAGAGAGACAUGCGCCGCAUUAACGUCGGCGCCGGAAAGAACCGAAUCACCAUCGAAGGCCUUGUGCCAAAGACAAAGUACAUUGCCUGUAUUUGCGUCAAAGGCUUGAUUCCAAAAAAGGAACAGUGUGUAAUCUUCUCAACCGAUGAGGCCGCCAGUGCCAGCGGCACUCAGAAGCUCAUUAAUGUGGUGGUGAUCACCGUGGCGUGCGUGAUCGCUGUCCCCCUGACACUGAUCGUGUGCUGCGGGGCGCUCAAGAAACRCUGCCAAAAGAUGUUGGGGCGGCAAACAAAAGAAAUGCAGGACUCCUACGUAACGUUUGAAACUCUUGGUCCUGGAGGCAAAGCUAAAGGAAUGGAGGGYGAGUAUCUGACCAGGCUCAAUCCUGAUGAAUCGAACAGGCUGCUGUCGGCGAGGUCCAGCGUUGACUCAGAGGCCAUAGCGAGGACUGAAGGGCCGCCCAACGAGUACUUCUGCUGAAACAGUUCAAGUGCCGAAGCGCUCAGAGACUCACGAACAACAACACACAAAAACAUUUUAGAUGUCUUCAGAGAACACUGAUGCCUCUGUCACCAGUGUGAGAUUAUUUUUCAGCCUUGAGAAGAAAAACAAAAUCAGCCUUUUGUUUUUUUGUUGAGACAAGAUUUAAAGGAAGAAAAACACAAUGGCAUGGUUUUAAUGUUGGUAUAUAAACUAAAAAAA